AGUUGUUUUUUUUAUGACGGUGCAGUUUCCUUGAAAUGAAAAGUCCUUUGUCAUUUUAAAUGAGACACUGUCUCGUAGCAACCUGAUCAUUGCCAUGCCAGAGGGCGGCCCUCAAAGAGAGAGCACUUAAAGGCUCGUCGCUUACAUGCAGGAAAGCAGAAAGUGCUACAAGCAAGGAGAUGCUCCGUAAACCCGGCUGAACUUUCUGCUUGGUUUGGAAAAUUAAAUCAGAAGUACAAAGCAGAUCGUGAUGCAAACAAGUGUCUGAAGUGUUAUGCUGCUGGUGUCUGGUCUUGAGAAAUAGAUGUUCUCGAUUUUUCAUUGUGAAGAUGAAUGUUUGAAUUGUUAAAUAGUUCUUGUGAAGACAUAACCUGACCAUGGCAGAUGGAGAUGAAGAAGACCAUAUGUCAAGUCCUCUUGUAUUCCGUCUUCAUGACAGCUCUCCCAGGGUUGUCCGGGAGGUGUUACUGGAACGGGGUUGGGAAGAAUUCAAUGAGCAAGAACAAGAAGAAACUGAAUGGAACUUAUACUGGCGGUCAUCAGCAUUUCGAUCAUCUGAGCAUGGCAAUGUGAUGCCAUGGCAACGACUCAACCAUCAUCCCAGAACCGCACAGAUAAUGAAGAAGGACUGCUUGGCAAGACACUUGAAACGUAUGAAAGGGAUAUACGGAGUAUCAUAUUUUGAGUUUAGCCCAGAAGCAUUUAUUCUCCCAAAUGACUACACAAAGCUCUUGGCAGAGUAUACAAAGGAAAAGCACAAUCAUAAGUCGAGCUAUUGGAUCUGUAAGCCAACUGAUCUGUCCAGAGGUCGGGGGAUAUAUGUUUUCCAGGAUAUUAAGGAUCUGGCAUAUGAUUGUGCUGUGGUUGUGCAGAAGUAUAUCACAAACCCUUUACUUAUCUCUGGAUACAAAUUUGAUCUCCGUGUUUAUGUUUGUGUUACUUGUUUCUGCCCAUUAACUAUAUAUGUGUACCAGGAAGGUUUGGUGAGAUUUGCAACAGAAAAAUUCAGUCUCAGUUCCCUUGAUAACAUAUUUGCCCAUUUAACAAACACAAGCAUUAACAAAUAUAGCACUUCAUAUACUGCAGAAAAAGAGAGGAUUGGAAGUGGCUGUAAGUGGACUUUUGGUCAAUUUCGAUCUUACCUCCGUAGUCUAGACGUGGAUGACACAUUGCUUUGGCAAAGAAUUUAUAAUAUAGCAAUCAUGACACUCUUGGCCAUUUCUUCAUCUGUACCGCCAUCUCCAAACUGCUUUGAACUCUUUGGUUUUGACAUCCUCAUUGACAACACAUUAAAGCCAUGGCUUCUAGAAGUGAAUUGCAGCCCUGCCUUGUCUUUAGACUGUCCAAAUGAUGUAACAGUGAAAAAAAGUCUUAUCAAUGACAUAAUUGACCUUCUCAACUACAAGGCAUCUGAUGGUCUAAGAGAUGGCAGACAUGGAAACCAUGAGACAAAAGCCAAAGAGAUAUGUUGUAAAUGUAGCAAUGAAGACAAAUCCUUACAAGAGAUUGCUGACAAUCUCAUGAGCAAGAGGGUUAUGUUUAAUGAGAAAAUAAAAGGGACUUCUCCUAGGAAGACACUGACAUCCAAGCUAAGGGAAAACAUUAAUAUGAACCAAAGAUUUGAAAACUCCACUAAAACUGUAAAUACUGCUAUUUCUACUGUCCAUAGAAAACAAAAUAAUCUAUUUCCUUUAUAUUUUAUUUCAGACGUGGACAAAAGUCCUCCUUCUCAUAUUGGCAAGUUUGUCCUUGUGUUUCCUUUUAACCAAUCAUCAUUUGUAGCUUCCAAAAAUAGUACAGACAUCAAAAGUAUCAUUCAAGAAAUCAACAAGUUAACGCAAAGGCUUUCUUCCAGCAGAAAGGAGACCCAUACCUGAAACAAA
Spea bombifrons (plains spadefoot toad) is the source of this 1883-nucleotide messenger RNA. It is a transcript of the gene TTLL2, whose product is annotated as tubulin tyrosine ligase like 2. NCBI's taxonomy places the organism in Eukaryota, Metazoa, Chordata, Amphibia, Anura, Pelobatidae. Gene Ontology annotation, biological process: microtubule cytoskeleton organization; protein polyglutamylation. Gene Ontology annotation, cellular component: cilium. The transcript is spliced from 3 exons. The record is from RefSeq and is a predicted model, not a curated record. Gene Ontology annotation, molecular function: tubulin binding; tubulin-glutamic acid ligase activity. Bases 378 to 1877 code for a protein of 499 amino acids.